UACAGGGGAUUAGUUUGAGGAAAAUCACGUUAACGUGGCUGGAAAACUGGAACUAAUGGAGAAAAACCAGUCAUGUGAUGGCAAUUUGACUGCUAUCUUUAGGAGGGAGGCCAACAAAACCGGUGAAGAUUUGCCCGAACUCGGCUUAGAUUACAGCGUGCCUUUGACAGUGAUAGGCUUCGCUGUUUUGGUUUCAAACGGGCUUGUUUGUAUACUUUUCUGUCGGUUCCGUGCCCUCCGAACGAUAACAAAUACUUUUAUUGUCAGCCUGGCGAUAAGCGAUCUUAUGGUGGCCACAGUUUUCAUCCCGACUUAUCUAGCUGGUCUGGCAGUCAAUCCCUAUAUUAUUGCCUACAUUCUGUUUGCAUAUCUGUUUAAUUUCUGUGGCAUUACUUGGGACAGGUACCAAGCCGUUCUUAAUCCUCUCAUGUACAGGUCAGUGGUAACACGCGCGAUCGUCUACAAAAUCUUGGCCCUGGUGUGGACUAUACCCCUCUUAUUAGCGAUCAUACCAAUCUUCUGGGAGUAUCGGAACGGUGUUAAAUUACUGGCCGGUCGUAUUUACCAAGGAAUCUUGGUUGCUCUGGUCACUCUGUGUUCAGGGUCUAUCUGCUGGGCAUAUGGAAAGAUUUUUGGUGCCACGCGACGUCAAGUAAAACAAAUGAUUGAAAUGCACGAAACAAACGCACGAUUUGAACACAGUGUUCUCCCAGACAGACAAUCAGGGCGAUCAAUGAGAAAGAGGCGGUCAAUUACCAUUUCCAACGAAGUGAAAGCGGCCAAAGUUUUUGCUCUUGUAGGAGGAACCUUUGCAGUAUGCUGGCUUCCUUUGAUAAUUAUUAAUGUGUUUUCCGCACUAGAUUAUUCCCACAUAAUUCCGAAUGUAUUUCUUGAUGUCUCCCUUUAUUCACUGGUAGGAAACGCUUUAGCCGACCCUCUAAUUUAUUCAUUUUACAAGUCGGACUAUAGGCGAGCCUUUAAGCGAUUUUUUUGUGGUAAAAAACCAGAUCAUGAUAAAUUUGGGAAUUCAAUCACCACAAGGAAUUCUGUGCUGACAGAAGAAAACAGUGAGAAAAUGGACGAAAAUCUUAUCUAA
Messenger RNA from Pocillopora verrucosa, 1096 nucleotides. Its product is annotated as histamine H2 receptor-like. The record is from RefSeq and is a predicted model, not a curated record. Gene Ontology annotation, molecular function: G protein-coupled serotonin receptor activity; neurotransmitter receptor activity. Lineage: Eukaryota; Metazoa; Cnidaria; Anthozoa; Scleractinia; Pocilloporidae. Gene Ontology annotation, cellular component: dendrite; plasma membrane. Gene Ontology annotation, biological process: G protein-coupled receptor signaling pathway, coupled to cyclic nucleotide second messenger; chemical synaptic transmission.